Messenger RNA from Ectocarpus siliculosus, 1255 nucleotides. The record is from the annotation of a GenBank genome assembly. NCBI's taxonomy places the organism in Eukaryota, Phaeophyceae, Ectocarpales, Ectocarpaceae.
AUGGAAAACAGCGGCAGAGCCGGGAGCCCCGGCAACAGCGAGCAGAGCGGCGAGGGAGAGGAGGUCAAGACAACCGCGGGGUGCUGGGAGGGAGACUGCGUUAUUUGUCUUUGCCCGUUGAGGAGUUCUAGCCAGCAGCCGCAGGAGGAGCAGCAGCAGCAGGAAGUGUACCAGAUCCAAGCGUGUGGGCACAAGUUCCACCGAGCGUGCCUCGCCGAGAACCGCAGGGCGGGGAACAUCGGCUGCCCCUGCUGCCGGGGCCCCCUAGAGAGGGGGCUGACGCCCACGCCCACCGCGGCGGAGAGGAGAGCGACCGCCGACCGGCAGGCGCUCUCGGAAGCCCGGGGGGCGACCCUGGACUCGGCGCUGGUGGCGAUGGUGGCCGUGCGCGAGGCGCUGACGGUGAUCUCGAACGCGGGCCCGGCCCCGGCGGUGGUGGCGGCGGCCGAGCCGGCGACGCUCGCGGCGAGGUCGACGCAGGAGGCCGUGUCGACGGUGCUGGCGGUGGUGCGGUCGACCGCGCCGUCGGUGACCAUGUACGCGGCGGCCUCGCGAGGAAGGCCGAGCCGGUACCAGAUCAACCAUCUGAGGUGUCUGGAUGCGGAGAGCGAGCGCGCGUUCAUGGGCAGUCUUUCGCGUCCAGUAUUCCAGUCGCAUCUUCGCGGCAUACUUCGGAUCGCACUGCAGCCAUCCUCGUCACGUUAGAUAGCCCAGCUGGUCUCUACCAGCAGUCAUUUCGCGGUUUGUUGGGUGUGUCUCUCUGUAGAUCAGCUGACACACGCCUAUGACUUGGGCUUCACGGCUGCAUGUAAUAUCUUGGGAAGGAGGGAUGCAAGUGUAGGACACGGCUUAUGCACCAAUGCCGAUUCGUGCGACGUACGGCGGUACGUACAAGCUUGGAUGAUAAGCACGAGGUGGAAAAACGCCCUGGUGAUGGAGUGUGUUUCGGGGUCGGGGAUCAAGUCUUCUGUGGAAGCGUGUUGUCGGUUCUGUUUUUCCGACGUUCCAUCCCCUCGACAUUUUUCCUGAGAACCCUUUUUUUUUUACCCUUGCGUGUGUGUGUGUUUUUUUUGUUGAGACCAGAGUUGUAGGCGGGCGUGGCACCUUAACUAUUAGACUCUACUUCCCGUACAAUGACAUGUAUCGAGUUAAACAGUCGCUUAGUACACGAGGACUUGUUUUUGGUACCGUUAACCGGGCUCUACCACUUGUCUGUUGCAGAUUUUCGGCGUGACGCGAAGGACCGUGCUUGUGG